Messenger RNA from Dioscorea cayenensis subsp. rotundata (Guinea yam), 1485 nucleotides. RefSeq names its product mRNA-decapping enzyme-like protein. Lineage: Eukaryota; Viridiplantae; Streptophyta; Magnoliopsida; Dioscoreales; Dioscoreaceae. Gene Ontology annotation, biological process: deadenylation-independent decapping of nuclear-transcribed mRNA; deadenylation-dependent decapping of nuclear-transcribed mRNA; positive regulation of catalytic activity. The record is from RefSeq and is a predicted model, not a curated record. The transcript is spliced from 8 exons. The coding region runs from base 87 to 1190 and encodes 367 amino acids. Gene Ontology annotation, cellular component: P-body. Gene Ontology annotation, molecular function: enzyme activator activity; mRNA binding.
UGUGGACUAUUCCCCCUCAACACCGUUCUAGAGUUCUUCCCCCUUCUUUCUCUGCGUGCUUGCGUGGUUAGGGUUUCGCUGCUACCAUGGCUCAGAACUGGAAGCUCAUGCCCAAUCUCGAUCACCAGAGCACCAAGGUCCUCAAUCUCACCGUCCUUCAGCGGAUCGAUCCAUUCGUUGAAGAGAUCCUCAUGACUGCAGCCCAUGUCACCUUCUACGAAUUCAACAUCGAGCUCAAUCAGUGGAGUCGCAAGGAUGUGGAAGGAUCUCUCUUCGUCGUGAAAAGGAAUACACAACCGAGAUUUCAGUUCAUUGUCAUGAAUCGGCGGAAUACAGAUAAUUUGGUGGAGGAUCUUUUGGGAGACUUUGAAUAUGAUGUCCAGGUUCCAUAUCUAUUAUAUCGUAAUGCAUCCCAAGAAGUUAAUGGUAUAUGGUUUUAUAAUGCUCAUGACUGUGAAGCAGUUGGAAAUCUUUUCAGCAGGAUUCUUAAUGCAUAUUCCAAAGUUCCUCCAAAAUCUAAAGUGUCUUCAACCAAAAGCAGCGAAUUUGAGGAGUUGGAAGCAGUUCCUAGUCUAUCUGUGAUGGAGGGUCCUUUGGAGCCACCAACUUCAUCUACAGUUACAUCAGUUUCGGAAAUUGCUGAUGAUUCAUUUGUGAAUUUCUUCAGUGCUGCUAUGAAUGUUGGAAUAGCACCAAACACAGCAAUCCCUGAACAACCACAUCAGCCUUCUGCAACUGUUUCACUACCUUCUAGGACCACAAGUGUUACUCCAUUUCCAUUGCCAACCCCUCAACCUAACCCACCUCUUCCUACUGUGUCAACUCCUCUAGCGCCCCUUCUUGACACUCUGGAACCUACCAGCAACACCACCGUUUCUGCUACAAAUCUCGUGAAACCUUCAUUUUUCACACCCUCGUCCUCUUCUUCUGCAUUAAUGAUGCCACCUAUUUCAGUUUCCAUGCCUACUGCUCCACCGUUACAUCCACCUGUGACUAUGCAACGCCCUUAUGGUACCCCCUUGCUUCAGCCAUUUCCACCACCGACUCCACCUCCAUCUCUUACCCCUGCUUCAAAUAACACACCUGCCAUUACAAGAGAAAAAGUACGUGAUGCAUUGAUGAAGCUUGUGCAGAGUGACCAGUUUGUUGAUAUUGUGUAUCGGGAGAUCGUGAAUGCUCACUAUUCAUGACAUGCUGGAGAGAGAAGACUGGGCGCCUGCAACGGUGAACCAAGAUAAAAUUUUCUUGCUUGACCUUAGCUUCAUUUCAUGUGUCUCUAGCAUGUGUUAAUGUAUAUGUUUUUUGUUUUCUCAUCUCUCGGUUUGUUUAUUGGUGUCUUUGGUUAUAUAUAUGAUGUUAAUUGUGAGUACUGAUGAGUGUGAAUGAUGGAUAAAAUGAUGUAUGUUAUUAUCAUUUUGCCUAUUGAUUUUUAUGAUACCUGGGAAAAGCUGUUAGUUUGGGUAUAGUUUGAAAAUCUUGAUUGUA